This is a messenger RNA of Symbiodinium sp. CCMP2456, 4590 nucleotides long. The record is from the annotation of a GenBank genome assembly. NCBI's taxonomy places the organism in Eukaryota, Dinophyceae, Suessiales, Symbiodiniaceae.
AUGCCCGGCGCCAAGCGCCGCCGCGAUGGAAGCUUGGCCUUGGCAACCACACUCUUUGCAAGGAGUGCGCUGCUCUUCCCUUUCCGGCAAGCCUUUAAAGCCGUGCUGAUCCUCGUACAGAUCCUCUUCGUUCUCUACGGUGCAUACGCAGCCUACGAGAUCCGCCUCUAUCCGAUCAAGGACUACGGCUACAUCAUCCACGAGUUUGAUCCUUGGUUCAACUACCGGGCUGCAGAAUACCUCGCAGAGAACGGCUUGAAGAAGUUCUUCCAGUGGUAUGACUACGAGUCCUGGUAUCCACUUGGGCGGCCAAUCGGCACAACGAUCUACCCCGGCAUGCAGAUGACUGCGGUGUGGAUCUGGGAGGCCAUGAAGAUGAUUGGCAGCUUCAAGGUGGAGACCCCGUCCCUGGUCUUGGCGUUGAGACCCUUGCUCUCCUACUUGAAGCAAUCUGGCUGGAAGUUCGUGCCUUCGUUGAAGCCCUCUUACGACUUUAGCCCGAUGAGUGUCAACGACAUCUGCUGCAUGAUCCCGCCUUGGUUCGGCACCUAUGCGUCCCUCUUCACUGGGCUCUUGACCUACGAGAUCUCCCGGAGUGUGAACGCAGGGGUGUGCGCCACCCUGAUCAUGGCCAUCAUCCCUGCACACCUGAUGAGGUCCGUAGGAGGGGAAUUCGACAACGAAGCCGUGGCGGUCACUGCCAUCUGCUCCACCUUUUGGCUGUGGAUUCUGAGCGUUCGGACGCCGAAGCACUGGCCCGUGGGCUUGCUGGCCGGCCUCUCCUACAUCUACAUGGUGGCGGCUUGGGGAGGCUACAUCUUCGUGAUCAACAUGGUCGGCAUCCAUGCUGCGAUGCUGGUCGCCUUCGGCCGAUUCAACUCUGGCGUCCACAAGGCCUACAGCAUCUUCUACGUGGUGGGUGUCCUGGGGGCGAUGCAGAUCCCCGUGGUGGGCCUCCAGCCACUGCGCUCCGUCGAACAGCUCGGGCCGCUGAUGGUGUUCAUGGGCUUCCAGGUUUUGGCUUUCUGCGACUUCCAAAGAAGAAGGCAGAAGAUGCAGGGAAUGGAGUUUGCCAUCUACCGCGCAAAGGUCGUGGCUUUGCUGAUCGUCUCCACUCUCCUAGUUUGUGCCGCGUUGUACCCGACCGGGUACUUUGGUCCAAUCUCCUCGAGAAUACGAGGAUUGUUUGUGAAGCAUACGAAGACAGGGAACCCCUUGGUGGAUUCGGUGGCAGAGCAUCAGCCCGCCAACCCAUCCAUGUAUGCCAGCUACUUGAACCUUCCGUUGGACUAUGCAGUGCUCGGCGGCUUCGUGUGUCUCGGGCGGCGCAACAACGGCUUCCUCUUCCUCUGCUUGUACGGCUUCGUGGCGCAGCACUUCUCAGGUAAGAUGUCCCGUUUGGUGCUGAUUUGUGGGCCCAUCGUCUCCGUGGCCUGUGGGAUCUGGUGCGGCUUCGUCUUGGACCAAUUGAUCGAGCCCUUCCUGAUCCUCUUGGGCAAGAAAGGAUACACUCCGCCAACGCCCCCGAGCGAGGAGAGCAAAGCGAAGCCACCAGAGAGUGGCAAGAGCGAGGCCAAGGGAAAAGCUGCUGCAAAGGCGGAGCUCGAUUGGACCCUGGAGGAGUGGGAGGAGGACCAGCGCCCAGGUGGCGCCAACCAGCUGCUGCGCAUCUUCGAAGGCCAGAUGCGAAAGUCUCAGAACGACGGAAUCGAAGCCUACCGGGAGAUCAGGGCCACCAUGGACAACAACCCCGGAGUGGUGGCCGGGCGGGGGGUCAUCUCCCUGGUAGUACUGCUCUACGCCGUCUACAUCAGCUCUCUGUCCGUGAAAAUCCCGACUUUCAUCCGGCACUGUGAUCAAGUAGCCAGGUCACUCUCCAACCCACAAGUGGUCUUCAUGUCGCGCGACAGACAGGGCAACAGCUUCAUAGUGGACGACUACCUGAAAGGCAAGAUUUUGACGGACCCAAAGCUGCUCGUGGAAGCACAGACACCUGCAGGAUACCAGUGGAUAGACCAGAACACACCGAAAGACUCGCGGGUCAUGGCUUGGUGGGAUUACGGCUACCAGAUCACGGGCAUUGCCAGGAGGACCUCCAUUGCAGACGGCAACACGUGGAACCACGAGCACAUCGCUACCCUGGGCCGAACGCUGACCAGCAGCGAGAAGAAGGCCCAUAAUGCCAUCCGGCACAUGGCAGACUACGUCCUCGUCUGGGCCGGAGGUGGCGGCGACGACCUGGCGAAGUCGCCGCACUUGGCGAGGAUCGGAAACUCCGUCUUUCCGGACCAUUGCGGAGACGACGACCCCAAGUGCAACAAGUUUAGCUUCUACGCUGACCACUCGCCGACUCCGAUGAUGGCAAGAUCCUUGCUUUACAAGCUUUGCCAGCACAACGUGAGUCCUGGAGUUAAGGUGAACGAGAAGCUCUUCAAGGAGGUCCACACGACCAAGCACGGCUUGAUGCGGGUGUACCAAGUCAUGAACGUUUCUCAAGAAAGCAAGGAUUGGGUCUGCGGCUUAUGGAAGCUCAUGACGCCGCAAUGCCGCAAUUCAAGCCUGCCGGUGUGCUGUGACGUGCGCAGCUGGCUCAAAAAAGGCAUGAGAGGGGUUUGUCAGUGGGGCCGAGGCGUGACCCCAACGGCAUCCCAAGUAGGAUUGGGAUGCUUGGGGCGGGCAGAGGCAGAGGCGCGAGAGCGAGUUUCGGCGGCCCAGGUCCGGGCAAAAGGGGGGGCGACCCCCUUGCUGCGCAAGAGGACCCGCGGUGGUCCAAGUCUGCUAGCGCAUCUGCUGGCUCCAUGGCUGGCGAUCUUCCAGCUCUGGCGGCGAAAGCCUCCUUGCCGGCCGCCCCGGCAGCGGCACUUCGGCUUCCGCUUCCGCAGUGACCUGCGGCGCCGCGGCGCGGCGGUGGCCCGCAUCCCCGAAGCGCUCGUCGCCGAUCUCGAGGAUCUUGCGAGCCAGACGCUCGCCGCAGAAGCUAACGCUGCUGCUUCUGUUCCUUCGUCGCUGUCCGCGCCUUCGUUCCUCCGCGCCGGCGGCUUGAACGUGGCUUUUCCGGACACAAUGUCCUGGCACUGGGCUCAAAAUGACCAGGGUUUGGAGGCCUUUGCAGCGGCGGCAAGAAUCGUCUUGAAACAGCUGGGAGACGAGUGGGGUUUGGUCGCCGCCUCCUUCGUCGUCGCCGAGGGCGGCUGCGCCGACUCGGCGACGAAGUUCCACGUGGACUUCGGGCCCCCGCCGAUCCCGCGCGGCGCCGCCUGCACGGCGCUGCUGCCAGUGCACCCAAGGCAGUUCCCGGAAGACCAGGGCAACUUGGAGAUCCUGCCGUGGGACGCUUCGCCCGGCCAGAGCUGCGUUCACCGCUACUCUCGUGGGAAUGCCAUCGUCUUUGAUGGCAAGCUGGCGCACCGCACGCAACCCUUCGCCACGGACGUCUUCGCCCAGAGAGAUCGUGGCCAGGCGCCGGCUGCUGCAUCUUUGCGGGGACGGCGCAUUCUGGCUUCCAUGAGCUUCGCGCUAUGGCGCGCCCGUGCUGCGACCUGUGAGAAAACUCUGCAGAGCCGAGCCUUCUGGAUAGCCUGUGACAUGGAGCAGCGGAAUGUUGCCGACCCGAAGAACCGCAUCGUCUCCAUGUCUCGGCUGAGGAACUUUGCACAGAUCGAGGACUUCAACCGAAAAGGUGGGAAGAGCGUCAGGGCCUCGGAGCUUGGUUGCAGGAGGGAAGGUAGUGUUUGUGAUGGUGAGCUCGCGGCACUUUUCCCGAAUGUGCUUUGGGGAAACUUGACGUAUGCGCGGGUGCAGAAGAGUAUGGCGGAGUGGGGUGUCAUUUUCCGCGGUCUCCAAAAAGGCGCAUUUUGCGGAAAGCGGCCAAUACGGGUGCAAGUGAGCCAUCGGUAUUCCAGACCUAUGCUCCGGCAUGAUGGCACAGGUGGACUCUGCCUCUCUGAAGCCCUCCUUGUCGCCACCAGAGCCGACGAGGGUGGCCCAGCAAUUCUGGGCGGAUGCACCCUCGAGGACAGCCUUGCUGGCCUAUGCCUCAAGGAAGUCGGCUCGAAGGGCCAAGGCGGUGGCACUGCGCUUCUUGAAGCGGCAGUCCGCCUGAGCCUGUCAAAACGUGGCUGCUACGUCGUCACAGUCCCAUUGGACUUGAAAGCAGCCACGUUUUGGGCGCGUGGUGGCUUCCAGUGCGCGUGCGGCGUGAGUUACCAGCAUCCGUGGAAGGCCAUGGCUUUGGAAGUGGCCACUCAUUUUGCUGGGCUGGUCACCCACCAGUUCAGCACCCUGUGGGAUUUCCCUCGCUUCGGCCUUCCAGCGCCUACGUUUGCCGUCAGCCAGCUCCAGGACUGUCGCUGUGCCUUGCGCGCGCCAGUCGCACGGGAGUACAUGCUAGAAGAACGCGAGGUCAUGUCUGCGGCCGGCAAAUACGAGGUGCCGUCGCAAGCAUACGCCAGCCUCGCACGAAUAUCGAACCUGGAGGUGCUGCAGUCGUUCGCCGAUCGUCGGGCAGAUGAGCUCGCGGAUUAUGGAGUUCGCUCGCCAACCAGGCAAGCAUCGCAGCAUACAUCCGGGCCUCACCUCGCAAUUGAGUAG